AUGGAGAAAGACAACAUCACAGAAACAAAAGAAUUCUACCUGAUCGAGCUUUCUGAUGUUCCGGAAGUGCGGAUUUCCCUCUUUCUGGUGUUUCUGCUGAUCUACUUGAUCACUCUGGCAGGGAAUGGGGCAAUUAUCUUGGCAAUAGCAACAGAAGUCCAGCUCCAGACCCCCAUGUACUUCUUCCUCAGCAAUUUAUCUUUCCUGGAUAUUCUUUCCCCAACUGUCACUGUGCCAAAGAUGCUCCAGGUCUUCAUGUCAGAGGACAAGACAAUAUCAUUUGCUGGCUGUGUAUUACAACUCUUCCUUCUGAUUGAUUUUGUGGGCACUGAAGUUUUCUUGCUAGCAGUGAUGGCAUAUGACCGCUACGUGGCUAUCUGUAGUCCCUUGCACUACACAAACAUAAUGAGUAGACGGCUGUGUAUGCAGCUAGCUGCUGGGUCCUGGCUAGCUAGCUUUAUCCAUGCCUCGGUUCUUACCUCGCUGACCUUUACAUUAACUUUCUGUGUGCCCAGCAAAGUUAACCAGUAUUACUGUGAUAUCCCUCCACUGGUUGCGAUUUCUUGCUCCUCUACCUACAUCUUUGAACUGGUCCUUCUUGUUGUGCCUGGUAUUUUAGGAGCUGGUGCUUUCCUGGUCACUCUGAUCUCUUAUGUCUAUAUCAUUUCUACUGUCUUGCGCAUGCAGUCUGCUGAGGGAAGGAGCAAAGCCUUUUCUACCUGUGGUUCCCACUUGACUGUAGUUUUCCUGUUCUAUGGGGCGACCAUGGGCACCUAUGUACGCCCUACCUCCAGCUAUUCCCCCAAACAGGACAGAAUUGUUUCUAUGUUGUAUGUGGUUGUUACUCCCCUGCUAAACCCUUUGAUCUACAGCCUGAGAAAUAAGCAAGUUAAAAGGGCUCUGGUCAAAGCACUUGGCUUGAAAAGAUUUCCAUGA
Messenger RNA from Podarcis raffonei (Aeolian wall lizard), 936 nucleotides. Its product is annotated as olfactory receptor 5V1-like. The record is from RefSeq and is a predicted model, not a curated record. Gene Ontology annotation, biological process: G protein-coupled receptor signaling pathway. Gene Ontology annotation, molecular function: olfactory receptor activity; G protein-coupled receptor activity. Gene Ontology annotation, cellular component: membrane. The coding region runs from base 1 to 936 and encodes 311 amino acids. NCBI's taxonomy places the organism in Eukaryota, Metazoa, Chordata, Lepidosauria, Squamata, Lacertidae. The transcript has a single exon.